This is a messenger RNA of Penicillium nucicola, 645 nucleotides long. Its product is annotated as Alpha/beta hydrolase fold-3. The transcript is spliced from 2 exons. NCBI's taxonomy places the organism in Eukaryota, Fungi, Ascomycota, Eurotiomycetes, Eurotiales, Aspergillaceae. Gene Ontology annotation, molecular function: hydrolase activity. The record is from RefSeq and is a predicted model, not a curated record. Bases 1 to 645 code for a protein of 214 amino acids.
AUGGCAACUACGCAGACAGCAUUUAUUUCGAUAGAAGAGCCCAGAAAUGAUUCACGUCUAUCCAUUCCGAAAAGUCUCCUUACUGGCUUAGACCCUGAGUGGGUAAGUUUAUGGGAAAGACAUGGUAGCUCCAUGGUGCGGGCCGAUGAGCUAUCCCUUGAGGAAUUUCGAAAGGAUCCCGCUGCUUACAGCUUCACAUUUCCAACGUGCCCUGGAUAUCGAUGGAGAAUUCAUACUCACCGUAAUUUAGGGCCGCCUGUCUUUCAUGUUGAGGAUUUGGAAAUUCCCGUUUCGAACCCUGCUGGAAAUAUCAUGAUCAGAGUCUAUACACCAGCUGGACCGGGACCUUUUCCGGUUCAUUUAAAUUUUCAUGGAGGUAUGCAUAACCAUAUUGAAGUUAAAACCACAGUUUUGAACACUAAAAGUCGAUUGUGUAUUACAAAUUCAGGCGGAUGGGUUCUUGGAAAUUUAAAUUCCGAGGCAGCAUGGUGCAGACACAUGUGCAAUAAAGCUCAAAUCAAAAUUGUCGAUGUUGACUACCGCCUCGCCCCCGAGUUUCCCUAUCCGACCAGCAUCUACGACUCAUGGGAUGCUGUGAAAUGGGUAAUUACGAUGCACUAUACACGCUUCGUUCGAUUUGGCUGA